UGGUUUGUUUAAGUGUAUGCUGUUUGUUACUAAAUAGUGGUUAAUGUAAAGUAAUUGCAGACUGUUUGUUAACAUUAUUUGAGCUCAGAAGAAUUGGCGCGCCGGGGAGUCUCGGUGAGUGUGCACAAUCAGAUUAAAACCGCGUGGGGGGAAAUCUAUAAAGAACUGAUUGAUCCCCGUCUUCUCUUCCGUCACAUCUCUGAUACUCUGCUUCCUUCUUCUCUGUCUCUUAUAGUAGUGAGUAUUUAGAGUACAAAACCUCUCUCAAAUCAUCUUCUCGACUCGCGAGUCUUUAGCUAUGGUUGAGUCCUGGUCGCGGUCGCGGGAGCCCUCGCCGCCGCCGCCGCCGAAGACCGACGACUCUAUCGCGGUCGCGUUCUGCUGUUUGGGAAACAUCUGUCGUUCGCCUAUGGCAGAGGCGAUAAUGCGGCAGAGAACAAAGGAGAUGAUGCUGGACACCAAAAUCACAUUAAUCGACUCGUUUGGAACGAGCGGGUUCAACGCAGGCGACAACCCGGACCGGAGGACGGUGCAGACCUGUAAAGCGAACGGGGUGCCGAUUGCGCACACGUCGCGGCAGAUAAGCAAAUCUGAUUUCCACAAGUUUGACUAUAUCUUUGCAAUGGACCGAGAUAACCUAGAAGACCUCAAUUAUAUGCGUCCGCGCGGCAUCCGAGCCAAGAUCGAGCUAUUCGGGACCUACUGCGAGAACCCGAAACUAGACCGGAUCGUGAGCGACCCGUACUAUGGCGGGCCGGACGGGUUCCAGAAGAGCUUCAAGCAGCUGGAUCAUUUCACGCGGGUGUUUUUGAAGACGAUAGAGAAGGGUGCAGGUGGAGAGUAGGAUAGAGUCUGAUAUGUGAUCUUUGUCUGCAGUUCUCUUUGACUGCUAUUUGAGGGUGUAAUAGACAGCCAAGAACACCGUCAUCGUCACCACUACUUCACCGACACAUCAUCAACACAUCACCACCACCACCACAUCACCGUCAUGAGUAUGAGUCCAUCACCAUCAUGAGUUCAUCAUGGGUUCACUCCGGCUGUGCAGCACAGCCCCAGCACAGCCCCGGUGGCGGUGUUAACUUAAAACCUUAAAUAUUAUGCGACGCGGCUGUCGCGUCUCAAAACUCAGCGCCGACGUCGACCUCCACGAACUUCCUCGCGACUCUUCUUUCUUCUUGUAUUGUUCUUCUUCUUCUUCUUCUUCUUCUUCUUCUUCUUCUU
Myxozyma melibiosi is the source of this 1221-nucleotide messenger RNA. Its product is annotated as low molecular weight phosphotyrosine protein phosphatase. The transcript is spliced from 6 exons. NCBI's taxonomy places the organism in Eukaryota, Fungi, Ascomycota, Lipomycetes, Lipomycetales, Lipomycetaceae. Gene Ontology annotation, biological process: protein dephosphorylation. The coding region runs from base 299 to 844 and encodes 181 amino acids. Gene Ontology annotation, molecular function: protein tyrosine phosphatase activity. The record is from RefSeq and is a predicted model, not a curated record.